UAUAAAUAGCACCCAUGAUUUGGCUAAGAUCGAUCGUCCAAAGUAACACACUUAAUUACCCUGUCCAUUGCUUCUCUUCAAUUUACUCCAUAGCAAACUGUAGGACAAAGAUACAAUAAAUGAGAUCAUCAGACGUCGCAAUGCCGGUCACCAUGGCGCCAAUGAGCAUGCCGGCGCUAGCUGUAAUACUGUUUGCUCUACCUGUACUCGUCGCGUUGCUGCGGCGUCGACGUCCCCGGAGUAGGGAUGACGGUGGCCGGCCGGGGCUACCGCCGGGGCCCGUGGGGCUGCCGGUGAUCGGCAACAUGCACCAGAUGCUUGUGAACAAGCCGGUGUUCCGGUGGGUGCACCGGCUGCUCGAGGAGGCCGGCGGGGAGAUCGUGUGCGUGCGCCUCGGCCCCGUCCAUGUGGUCGCCGUCACGUCCCCGGAGAUGGCCAGGGAGGUGCUGCGAAAGAACGACGCCGUGUUCGCCGACCGACCGACGACGUUCGCCGCCGAGUCGUUCAGCGUGGGCUACCGCAGCGUCAGCAUCUCGCCGCACGGAGAGCAGUGGAGGAAGAUGCGGCGGGUGCUGACCGCCGAGAUCCUCUCCCCGGCCACCGAGCACCGCCUUCGCGGCGUGAGGGAGGAGGAGGCCGACCACCUCGUCCGGUACGUGCUUGCGCGGUGCGGCCGCGACGGCGCCGACGCCGUCGACGUGCGCCACGUCGCCAGGCACUUCUGCGGCAACGUCAUCCGCCGGCUGGCCAUAGGGCGGCGCCACUUCCGCGAGCCACCGCCGGCGGACGGCGGCCCCGGGCGCGACGAGGUGGAGCACGUGGACGCGCUCUUCGGCACGCUCAACUACCUCGACGCGUUCUGCGUCUCCGACUACUUCCCGGCGCUGGUCGGCCUCGACCUCGACGGCCACGAGAAGGUCAUCAAGAACGUGAUGAGGACGCUGAACCGGCUGCACGACCCCGUCGUCGAGGAAAGAGUGGAGGAGUGGCGGCUGCUGAGGAAAGCCGGCGAGCGGCGGGACGCCGCCGACUUCCUCGACGUGCUCGCGUCGCUCGUGGACGCGGCGGGGCGCCCGCUGCUCACCGUGGAAGAGAUCAAGGCGCAGACCAUCGAUAUAAUGAUCGCCACGGUGGACAACCCAUCGAACGCGGUGGAGUGGGCGCUGGCGGAGAUGAUGAACAAACCGGAGGUGAUGCGGAAGGCCAUGGAGGAGCUCGACGCGGUGGUGGGCCGCGACCGGUUGGUGCAGGAGCGCGACGUCCGCGACCUCAACUACCUCAAGGCGUGCAUCCGCGAGGCGUUCCGCCUGCACCCCUACCACCCCUUCAACCCGCCGCGCGUCGCCAUGGCCGACACCACCAUCGCCGGCUACUCCGUGCCCAGGGGCAGCCAGGUCAUCCUCAGCCGCGUCGGGCUUGGCCGGAACCCCAGGGUGUGGGACAACCCGCUCGAGUUCCGCCCGGAGCGGCACCUGUCGCCGCCGCCGUCGACAGAGGCCGCGGCGCUCACGGAGCCGGAGCUGCGGUUCAUCUCGUUCAGCACCGGGAGGCGGGGCUGCCCCGGGGUGUCGCUGGGCACGCUGAUCACCGUGAUGCUGUUCGCGAGGCUGCUGCAGGGGUUCGAGUGGAGCAAGCCCCGCGGCGUGGAGAGCGUCGCGCUGCGGGAGGCCGCCGCGAGCCUGGUGCUGGCCCAGCCGCUGCUCCUGCACGCGAAGCCGCGGUUGGCUGCUCGUCUCUACGGCGCCAUGGCCAUGUAGCUAGUUACCCUAGCUAUGACUGGCUAAUCCACGAGAGGUUAACGUUUUUUUUUUUUUGGUAUGGAAUAAGUCAUGUUCACAGUGUAGCAGCUGUGUCGUAUCGUGCCGUAUUUGCCUCCAGUAGACGUAUACUGAACUGCUGUAUGUUCAAGCAGCAGUAAAUAAAACUGUGUACUGUACAGUUACAGUAAUACAGAUGCUACGGUUUGUUAUCGUUACGCUGGUAUUCAAAUCAUUGCUACAAUGUUG
Oryza brachyantha (malo sina) is the source of this 2006-nucleotide messenger RNA. Its product is annotated as tyrosine N-monooxygenase-like. The record is from RefSeq and is a predicted model, not a curated record. Bases 120 to 1757 code for a protein of 545 amino acids. Gene Ontology annotation, molecular function: iron ion binding; oxidoreductase activity, acting on paired donors, with incorporation or reduction of molecular oxygen; monooxygenase activity. The transcript is spliced from 2 exons. NCBI's taxonomy places the organism in Eukaryota, Viridiplantae, Streptophyta, Magnoliopsida, Poales, Poaceae.